GUGUGACUACAGAGUUGCGUAAAUCAAGGCCCCGUUUUCACAGCCAUGACCUUUGAGGUGCGCCUGAAGUGCCGCGAAAUGCUGACAUCCGCACUGCGGAUGGGCGACCUGCCGGAGGGGAGCGGCGAUCCGGAGGACAAGGCCGUCCAGCUGGAGGAGGCCAUCUACGAGGAGCUGAGCAACUCGGACGUGAAGUACAAGAACCGCAUCCGGUCGCGCCUCUCCAACCUGCGGGAUCCCAAGAAUCCCGGCCUGCGCGACCGCUUCCUGCGUGGCCUCCUCUCCGCGGAGAAGCUGGCCAGGAUGUCGCCGGAGGAGAUGGCCAGCGAUGACCUGCGGCGGAUGCGCGAGAAGUUCGUCCAGGAGGCGAUCAACCAGGCCCAGAUGGCCGAGAUGCCCCAGGGCACCAAGACGGACCUGUUCAAGUGUCCGCGCUGCAAGAAGCGCAACUGCAUCCAGGUGCACACCCAGGAUGGCGGCGAGCCCAUGGUCACCUUCGUCAUGUGCGACGAGUGCGGCAACCGAUGGAAGACCUAGGCAUCGAGAUGGACCCAGAUUGCAAGGACGCUUGGAGGAAGGCGAUUGCCACCUCGACCUUGAUAUCCACCUUACAAAAGUACACACUCGCAGCGGAAACCCACUGGA
This is a messenger RNA of Drosophila rhopaloa, 645 nucleotides long. RefSeq names its product transcription elongation factor S-II. Gene Ontology annotation, molecular function: nucleic acid binding; zinc ion binding. The record is from RefSeq and is a predicted model, not a curated record. Gene Ontology annotation, cellular component: nucleus. NCBI's taxonomy places the organism in Eukaryota, Metazoa, Arthropoda, Insecta, Diptera, Drosophilidae. Bases 46 to 537 code for a protein of 163 amino acids. Gene Ontology annotation, biological process: DNA-templated transcription. The transcript has a single exon.